Scleropages formosus (Asian bonytongue) is the source of this 2814-nucleotide messenger RNA. It is a transcript of the gene rtf1, whose product is annotated as RTF1 homolog, Paf1/RNA polymerase II complex component. Gene Ontology annotation, cellular component: Cdc73/Paf1 complex. The transcript has 18 exons. Gene Ontology annotation, molecular function: DNA binding; RNA polymerase II C-terminal domain phosphoserine binding. The coding region runs from base 93 to 2132 and encodes 679 amino acids. The record is from RefSeq and is a predicted model, not a curated record. NCBI's taxonomy places the organism in Eukaryota, Metazoa, Chordata, Actinopteri, Osteoglossiformes, Osteoglossidae.
GUGAGCCCGCAGCGCCUUUGUGUGGAGGACUGCGGGUAUAGUGCCGUUUCGUCUGUGCUAGCCAAACGCACUUAGCGCGCGGACAGGUAAUCAUGGUGAACGUAAAGAAGCGGAAAGGACGGGUCGUUAUUGACUCAGACUCCGAGGACAGCGCCAGCGACGAUAAUUUAGAUCAGGAGUUGUUGUCUUUGGCCAAGCGGAAGAGGGUGGAUUCAGAUGAGCAGGAAGAACCAGCCAGCAAGCCGACAGCCUCUACAGACUCGGAGACGUCUGACAGUGAUGACGAGUGGACUGUGGGUGGCACCAAGGCUAAGAAGAAAGUAAAGCCUGGCAAAGGGAGUGGUGAGAAGAAGGGUACUGCAAAAAAGCGCACAAACAAGGCUGCUUCCUCUGGAAGUUCAGAUGGAGGCAGCUCUGCUGAGAGCUCUGCCCCAGAGGAAGGUGAGGUCUCUGAUUCGGAGAGCAAUAGCUCGUCCUCCAGCUCCGACUCCGACUCUUCCUCCGAGGAUGAUGUUUUUCGUGAUGGUUAUGAUGACGACCUGAUGGGGGAUGAGGAGGACCGGGCACGGCUGGAGCAGAUGACAGAGAAAGAGAGGGAACAGGAGCUCUUCAACAGAAUUGAGAAGAGGGAGGUCCUGAAAAGGAGGUUUGAGAUUAAAAAGAAGCUGAAGACAGCUAAAAAGAAGGAAAAAGAGGAGAAGAAGAAGAAACAAGAGGAAGAGCAGGAGAAGAGAAAGCAGUCUCAGGUUCAGGACACACAGGUGGUCAUGUCUCACAACAAAGAGAGGCGGUCCAAACGAGAUGAAAAGCUGGACAAGAAGUCCCAGGCAAUGGAGGAACUCAAGGCAGAGCGAGAAAAAAAGAAAAACAGAACAGCGGAGCUUCUGGCAAAGCGUCAACCCCUCAAGACUAGUGAAGUGUACUCUGAUGAUGAGGAGGAAGAGGAGGAAGAUGACGACAAAUCCUCUGUCAAGAGCGACCACAGCUCUCGGUCCUCAUCUUCUGGGGAACAGGAGGAUAAGCAGCCAACCCCUCCGAAGUCACAGCCUGUCUCCCUGCCCGAGGAGUUGAAUCGAAUUCGACUGUCCAGGCACAAGUUGGAGCGAUGGUGCCAUAUGCCAUUUUUCGCCAAGACUGUGACGGGUUGCUUUGUGCGCAUUGGGAUUGGCAACAGCAGUAGCAAGCCUGUCUACAGAGUUGCUGAAAUCGUUGAUGUUGUUGAAACGGCAAAAGUCUAUCAGCUGGGGUCUACCAGAACGAACAAAGGCUUGCAGCUGCGACAUGGGAGUGACACACGAGUGUUCAGGCUGGAGUUUGUCUCUAACCAGGAAUUCACAGACAAUGAGUUCAUGAAAUGGAAAGAGGCUAUGAUUGUUGCGGGAAUGCAAAUUCCAACUUUAGAUGAAAUCACCAAAAAGGAGCAAGCCAUCAAAGAAGCUCUCAACUACAAAUUCAAUGACAAAGACAUAGAGGAUAUAGUAAAAGAAAAGGACCGGUUCCGAAAGGCCCCUCCAAACUAUGCCAUGAAAAAAACUCAGCUUCUCAAAGAGAAGGCCAUGGCUGAGGAGUCUGGAGAUGGGGAGAGGGUCAAGCAGAUACAGGACCAGCUCAAUGAAUUGGAGGAACGAGCAGAGGCUCUGGAUCGACAAAGGACCAAGAACAUCUCUGCUAUCAGCUAUAUUAAUCAAAGGAAUCGGAGUUGGAAUAUCGUAGAAUCUGAGAAAGCCCUAGUUGCGGAGGGGCAGAACUCCAAGAACCAACAGAUGGAUCCCUUUACCCGACGACAGUGCAAGCCAACCAUGGUGUCCAAUGCUAGAGACCCUUCAGUCCAUGCUGCUAUCCUUGCUCACCUGAAUCAGAAAUACGGCUCAGGUUCAGGGCAGGACAAUGUUCUUGAUAAGAAUAAACAGGGGCAGCCCAGUCAGAAAGACAAAGAUGUCACCAAAACAACUAGUGACCUGUCAGAGGAUCUUUUCAAAGUUCAUGAUUUUGAUGUCAAAAUUGACCUUCAAGUUCCUAAUGCAGAAGCGAAGUCUCUGUCUGUGAGUUCAAACGCUCUGCCUGUGAAGGAUGGUGCCCCUCGACGAUCACUCAACCUGGAGGACUACAAGAAGAGACGAGGCCUGAUCUGAGUACAGCCCACCACCGGUUCUCCGUGCAUGUGUUAGUCCGUCAGUAAUGCAGGGGCCUGAGGUUUCGCCCUACCCUGGGGUGUGUUUGUGUGCGCGUGUGUGUGCACGCGUGUGUGUGUGCGCACGCGUGCCUGUGUGUAAGGUUUAAGAGUGUGUACAAGAACAUGUGGCCCCCUCCAAAACCGACAGGAAGGAAUUAAUAGAAAACUACUUUUUUUUGUAAAAGAUUGCUUUUUAAGAAAAAGUUGUCUAGUCCAUUAUUUGCGUUUAUGUGCAGAAUUGUACUUGGAAUUGUGUUUUUUGUUAUUCCUUUUUGUCAUAUACAUAUAUACAUAUAUAUAUAUAUUUCCCUGCUGGCUCCUCACAGUUUCAUGGUUGUCUUUAUUCUUAUUCUUUUCUUUUUUUGAAAAGGACAUUGCUCUGGAUUAUCUGGAAGGACUUUUUAAUCUAGAUUGUUUGGAGUACAGUACAUAGAAACUUUGAAGAGAUUACUAACACAAAUAAAGAAUGGUGAUCAGAUGAGAUCAUUUGCAUUUACAACUUUUGUGACUGCUAGCAUACAACUGCAGAAAGAGCGGGAUACCCCUGCUACAUUCUACCAACCAUCAGUAGUUCUCUUUCAAAAUGGAGGGAAGAGAAAAGUAACUUUUUCUUCAUGGAUUAAACAAAGAAAAAACACAAG